AUGCUAACCUACAAUUACAGAGAAGUCGACAGACUUGAAGCAGAAGUGCAGGAUUAUGAAAACUUCCUGGAGGAUCUACGAUUGAGUGCGGAAUCUCGAACAGCAGAAUGGGUUAAGAGCCUGAUGGACAAAUAUGGGUUAAAAGGGGAUCACAAAGAGCACAACCAAUUUUUGGCGGCAACCCCCCAAAAUGAGAUGGAAGCCGAUGAGCCAUCGCCAUUAUCAUCAAUCGGAUCUUUAGAAGCCAUCGAUCGAGUAGACGAGGACCCUAAUCGGUCGGAGCCUACUCGAACAACCGGGGUGGUGGGCAAGAGUUCUGAAAUAACGUGGAUGCAACGAGUUCAACAAGAAGCAGAACAACGAGCCCAAGGACAUCCGGGAAUAAUGGAAAGCCAUCAAGCUGACGAAGAGCAAAAAGAAGCAUUUUCUCUUCAUGCAUUGAAUUAUCACCUUGACGACCUUGAUAUCUCAGUUUCGGAACCUGUUCAGCUAUACGCACUGCCACCUCGACAACUAGCCGAUCGACUCUUUGACGAAUAUUUCACCAAUACACAUCCUUUCUUCCCUAUUCUCAGCAGACCCAUUUACCGUGUGCAAUAUCAAGCUUUUAUCGACGCUUCCUCGACGCCUAACUUCACCCGACCUGGCGACAAAUGGCUUGCCAUCUUGAACAUUAUAUUUGCCAUUGCGGCAAAACACGCACAUCUUACGAAUGCUCCAUGGUGUGGAGAAGAUAAUGAUCACUUGGUAUUUUUGACUAGAGCUCGACUUCUCAGCAUGAAUAGCGAUGUACUGUUCAGUCAUCCUGAUCUUCAACAAGUCCAGGUCGAGGGUUUGAUUGCGUUUUAUCUUCUUGCAUCUGACCAAAUUAACAGGGCAUGGAGAAUUUCUGCGCUGGCAGUACGGUCGGCAAUCACCCUUGGCAUCAACAUGAAAAUUACCAGCACCAAAACAUCCAGUGUCACCAAAGAGUCUCGGUACAGAGUAUGGUGGUGCCUAUAUAGUUUCGAACAUAUGCUUGGCAUCAUGACUGGCCGAUCGAUUUACAGCUUAGACGGAGGAUACGCCACACCCUUACCACUCCCAUUCGAAGAAGAGCAACUACAAGAGAAUCCAGCAGCUGCAGAAGUUCUCAACAACCCGACAUUACGAGAUGCAUUGAUAGGAAAUGUGAUGGCGAGUUCGUGGAUCCGACCGACCGAUGGCAAAGGCGAUUUCCACAGGACUCGACUUCGCGACCAAACGUGGCUUAAGAAUCUUCCCAUCAAUUUCGGACUCUGCUAUCUCUACCAUAGCGACUUGACGGUUGUCACCCAGGAAAUUCUCAACAAAGUAUACACCACCACUGCUGUUUUACUUCCAUGGUCAGAUAUUGAGAACCGACUCGAGGACUUGAGAUUCCGUAUCGAUUUAUGGAAAUCAAGUCUACCUAUCUCUCUCGAUUUUAUGCAAGAAAAGAAUGACGAUAGCCGAGAUCAGCUUCGAUGUAAACUUUUUCUCGCAUUCCAUUACUACAGUGCUCGGAUUACAUUGGGAAGACCGUGUCUCUGUCGACGAGAUGCAGGACAAAGCAAUGCGCCACAGACAUUCAGCCACACAAUGGCUCUUGUUGCGUUAGGGUCAGCUAACGGCAUGCUCGACUUGAUUCCCGACAAACCGGAUGUUGUCCAGCUUUACCAAGUUUGUCCAUGGUGGAGCGUACUUCGGUACCUAAUGCAAGCGGCAACCGUCAUUCUUCUUGAGCUCUCAUUUGGCUGCGUUCAUAGUCCAGAAGAGGAAAAGAAAUUCGUCUCACUCUCAAAGAAAUCCAUUCGUUGGUUCUUCGCCAUGUCAGAACGUAGUAUUGGUUGUCGUCGCGCGUGGCAAAUUUGCGACUCUAGUUUUCGCAAUCUUGCUACUGGCAUGAAAUAUAAUACUGAUGAUCUUCCUGGUCAACCGAAUCAGCAGGAACGUACAACUACUGAUGCUAUGCCUCAGUAUAACGCUGAGUCGAGUCAGAACGUGCCUUCUGGAGACUACUUUACUCAACCAACGGAGGAUCUUCAUCUAUUUGAUUCUGUUCAAGUUCCUGAGGCAUCGGAUUUCUUGCCGAGCUAUUUUAAUCUCUCGACGCCUGAUCUCAUGUCAACGACAAAUGGUCAUACUGAUAUGACCGAUGAUUCAUAUUUCCCCUACGACCCUCUCAGCGGCGAGUUUAUAAGAUCUUUCUUUCCUUCAUCGGAGGAAGAGAGCAAGAGCUAA
Penicillium angulare is the source of this 2241-nucleotide messenger RNA. RefSeq names its product fungal specific transcription factor domain-containing protein. The transcript has 3 exons. The record is from RefSeq and is a predicted model, not a curated record. NCBI's taxonomy places the organism in Eukaryota, Fungi, Ascomycota, Eurotiomycetes, Eurotiales, Aspergillaceae. Bases 1 to 2241 code for a protein of 746 amino acids. Gene Ontology annotation, molecular function: DNA binding; zinc ion binding. Gene Ontology annotation, biological process: DNA-templated transcription.